Molecule: messenger RNA, 855 nt
Organism: Ostreococcus lucimarinus CCE9901
Lineage: Eukaryota; Viridiplantae; Chlorophyta; Mamiellophyceae; Mamiellales; Bathycoccaceae
Exons: 1
Biological process (GO): regulation of starch metabolic process; starch metabolic process
Cellular component (GO): starch grain; chloroplast stroma
Molecular function (GO): starch binding
Source: RefSeq, a predicted model, not a curated record
GGUACACUUGAAAAUGGUUCGAGGUGGUGGCGCGAGUCAGGCGAAGAGGAACUCGAAGGCGGGAAGCUGUGUCGAUGGACGCUCGUCCGAGGCGCCUCCGCGGACGGUUCCGUCGAGUGGGAAGAAAAAUGGUGGGAGACGAGCGAUGCUUUCAACUAUCGGGAACUCGGGGCGAUCAAAUCGGGGAGAGACGCCAAGGGCAACGUGUGGCAAGAAAGCUGGCGUGAGCAAGUGACUCACGACACCACCACCGGUUUCUCAAACGCCUCGAAGCACAUCAUGAGAGAGGCGAACAAGUGGGGUGCGCAAGCCGACGGCGCCGAAUGGCACGAAGUGUGGGACGAGAACUACUGGGGCGACGGUCAAGUGAAGCGUACAUGUACAAAAAAAGGUGCGAUCGCGAACGGCGCGACUCCAGACGACGGUCACGGUAAUCGUUGGACGCACAAGUGGGGCGAGGAGUGGGACGGUCACGGUGGGUGCGUCAAGUGGACGGAUUCCUUCGCCGACCGCGAUCAGAGCGAGGACGGUGGAAGCGGACGUGCCUGGGGUGAAAAGUGGGAAGAACGAUGGGGGGGAUACGCUCACAACGGGAGUGCGGGGAAUCGCAACGGGAGCACAUGGGACGAUCGCGACGGGCACAAAUUUGAGAAGACGUGGGGCGAGGAGCACUGGCACGACGGUCGCGUCCACAAAUGGGGCGCCACCACCGAUGGUUCCGACGGUUGGGACACCUGGGAAGACAGUGCCGGUUGGUGGGAGCGCGCACCGAGCUUCGGAUGGGACGAAGCCGUCUCGCACUCACCGCAACUCCUCAACGUCCCGCUUCGUCCGCGAGGCACCGGAGUCGAACCC